This is a messenger RNA of Cryptotermes secundus, 710 nucleotides long. RefSeq lists its product as uncharacterized. Bases 142 to 594 code for a protein of 150 amino acids. The transcript has 2 exons. The record is from RefSeq and is a predicted model, not a curated record. NCBI's taxonomy places the organism in Eukaryota, Metazoa, Arthropoda, Insecta, Blattodea, Kalotermitidae.
UCAAGAUGAUGAUAGCCGGCGAUCUUAUGAAGUGUCGUAUUUUAAAAAGACUUGACCAUGAAAACGGCAACACACCCAGACUGAAGGAAAGUCGCGACGCUUCUUCACAUCAGGGGACUAAAAUAUCUUGAAGAUAUUCUCAUGAUUCUUCAGCCGCCAAGCGAUCCAAAACUUGGCAACUUCCCCGAGCCAUCAUCACUUUGUAUGCCGGUACGCCUAUCAUCACAAGAAGUACCCGUGACAACAGUGCAUCUACUCUCGCCCUACACAACCACUCUUGUGAACACAUUACUACUGCUCCUGGAACACUGCACUGAAACUGCCAUCAUAACCCGUGAGUGUAACAUAUGCAGAUGGCUUCGUGCGUCGGCGCGUCAUCAUGCAGGGCCAGCGAGGUACAGCCAGCAUCCAUUUGCAGAUGGCAAAAGAGCGUUCAAACACGUGUCUAGUACAAAACUGAAACACGUGAAAGUUCAUAUUAUAGUGUUCUGGGCUGUGACAUCAAGCAGGACACCAACACAUUUCGGAGGGCCAUACUGCUUCCAGCUUCAGGGCAGAAAGGUCUGCUCCGCCGAAACAUUGAUAGAAGAGUAAGGCAUAGCUCAGGGGGUUAGUCGUCAUUUCCCACGGCGGCGACCAGGAUUCGAGCCCGGGUCAGGUCAUGUGGGAUUUGUGUGGGCAAAAUGCCAAUGGGGCAGGUUUUCUCCGAG